ACAAGAGUCUUAUCACCCAGGUUCCUCCUUGACGAGUCAUCCCCGGUCUUCUACCCCAGAAUGAGUACAAUGUCCAAAUAACGGUACCUGCCUUUGUUCUUCUGAGUUGUCUCUAAUGUUUUUCCUUAAUAAUAACUUCCCCUAAAUCCCUUCUCCGUCUCCUACGCCUCCGUCACCCACUCCACUCCACUCCACCCACACCCACCCACCCACCCCAUGAACUCAUCCAAAACUCGCCGCAAAAUCGCUCCGGCGGCUGUGGAAAACGGUGACUCGGCCGACAAACUUGACCAACUCCUCCUCUCCUCUGCCAUAUGCAACGGCGAGGAUUUAGGCCCCUUCAUCCGCAAGACCUUUGCUUCCGGCAAGCCCGAGACCCUCCUUCACCAUCUCCGUCACUUCGCUCGCUCCAAAGAGUCCGAAAUCGAAGAAGUCUGCAAGGCUCACUACCAGGACUUCAUCCUAGCCGUGGAUGAUCUCCGAUCUCUUCUCUCGGACGUCGAUUCUCUCAAAUCCUCACUAUCCGAUUCCAACUCCAAGCUCCAGACUGUCGGAGUUCCUCUCCUUUCAUCCCUCGAUGCCUUCGUCGAAGCUCGAAAUAUCUCGCAGAACGUGAAUCUUGCACUCGAUUCAGUUGGUACAUGCGUUCGGCUCAUGGAGCUUUGUUCCAGAUCAAAUCACCAUUUAUCUAAUAAUAACUUCUACAUGGCACUCAAGUGCGUCGACACGUUGGAAGUUGAUUUCUUGAAGAAGACGCCGUCCUCAACGCUAAAGAGGAUGCUGGAGAAGAAAAUACCGGAGAUUCGAUCGCAUAUCGAGAGGAAAGUUAGCAAGGAUUUUGGCGAUUGGCUGGUGGAGAUCCGCGUUGUGAGUAGGAAUCUAGGUCAAUUGGCGAUCGGUCAAGCCUCUUCAGCGCGGCAACGAGAGGAAGAGCUUAGGAUCAAGCAGCGACAGGCGGAGGAGCAGAGUCGCCUCAGUCUGCGAGACUGCGUUUACGCCUUGGAGGAAGAAGACGACGACGGACUAAGCGGUGGAGGAGUUGGAGAUGACAAUAAUGGCGGGAAUGGAAUUCUAGGGUUUGAUCUGACGCCUUUGUACAGAGCUUAUCACAUACACCAGACAUUGGGGCUUGAGGACCGGUUCAAGCAAUAUUAUUUCGAGAAUCGGAAGCUUCAACUCACUUCGGACUUUCAGGUAUCUUCUAUGACUCCAUUCCUUGAGUCCCAUCAAACUUUUUUUGCCCAAAUUGCUGGAUUCUUCAUCGUUGAAGAUCGGGUUUUGAGAACUGGGGGUGGUUUGAUAUCGAAAAUGGAAGUUGAGAACCUUUGGGAAACCGCUGUUAGCAAAAUGUGUUCUGUUUUAGAGGAUCAGUUUUCUAGAAUGCAAACUGCCAACCAUUUGUUGUUAAUUAAGGAUUAUGUGAGCUUGUUAGGAGUGACUUUGCGUAGGUAUGGAUACCCAGUGGACGCCUUGCUUGAGGUUUUGAGUAAGCAUAGAGAUAAGUACCACGAGUUGUUGUUGUCCGAUUGUCGAAAACAGAUUGCGGAAGCUCUUGCUGCGGAUAAGUUUGAGCAGAUGUUGAUGAAGAAGGAGUACGAGUAUUCUAUGAAUGUGCUUUCAUUUCAAAUACAAACGUCGGACAUUACACCGGCUUUUCCUUAUGUUGCACCAUUUUCUUCUACAGUGCCCGACUGCUGCCGCAUUGUACGAUCUUUUAUUGAGGAUUCUGUGAGUUUCAUGUCUUAUGGGGGACAAUUGGAUUUUUAUGAUGUGGUGAAGAAGUAUUUGGAUCGGCUAUUGGGUGAGGUGUUGGAUGGGGCUUUGUUGAAACUUAUUGGUUCUUCAAUUCACGGUGUUGCCCAAGCAAUGCAGGUGGCAGCCAAUAUGGCUGUCAUGGAACGUGCUUGCGAUUUUUUCUUUCGUCAUGCUGCACAGCUUUCCGGCAUACCUUUAAGAGUGGCAGAGAGAAAGAGGCAGUUUCCCUUGGGCAAAGCCCGUGAUGCGGCUGAAGAUAUGCUAUCUGGUAUGCUAAAAACAAAGGUUGAUGGGUUUAUGACAUUGAUUGAGAACGUAAACUGGAUGGCCGAUGAACCUCCACAGAAUGGAAAUGAGUAUGUGAAUGAGGUGAUCAUCUAUUUGGAAACAUUGGUCUCCACUGCCCAACAGAUUUUGCCAGUUCCAGUCCUUAAGAGAGUGCUACAAGAUGUCCUUACCCACAUAUCAGAAAAGAUUAUUGGAUCCUUAUAUGGGGAUUUAGUUAAGAGGUUUAGUCUAAAUGCAAUUAUUGGAAUUGAUGUGGAUGUUCGGAUGUUGGAAUCUUUCGCUGAUAAUCAAGCAUCCUUGUUCUCCGAUGAGGACGCGAAUCAGUUAAAAUCUGCACUUUGUGAGGCCAGGCAGUUGAUGAAUUUGCUACUAAGCAACCAUCCAGAGAAUUUCCUGAAUCCUGUGAUCAGGGAAAGAAGUUACAAUGCUUUGGACUACAGGAAAGUACUGACAAUUUCUGAGAAAUUGAAGGAUCAGUCUGAUAGACUAUUUGGAACCUUUGGAACCCGAGGAACCAGGCAAAAUCCAAAAAAGAAAUCACUAGAUGCAUUGAUAAAAAUACUCAAAGACGUGAGCUGAUUUGUUACAUAGAUGUCAAGCAAUAGGAGGUCGAUCGACAAAGUUGCUUAUGUUGGGCUGUGAGAUGUUUGUGGUGCUUCUUUCUUAAUUCUUUUGUCCCCACUAUCCAUUUGUGGUGAAGUUAGGCGUUGUCUACUUUCAAUGGGAAACGAAUUAAGCUGGUGAAAGAGAUAGGAUGUCUUUGUUUUAUGACUUCUGAACAUUGUUUUUAAGAAAAAUAAAAUUAUUUUCUAUUCUAAUUAUUGCCUCCA
Humulus lupulus (European hop) is the source of this 2873-nucleotide messenger RNA. Its product is annotated as exocyst complex component SEC15B. Gene Ontology annotation, biological process: Golgi to plasma membrane transport; exocytosis; intracellular protein transport. The record is from RefSeq and is a predicted model, not a curated record. NCBI's taxonomy places the organism in Eukaryota, Viridiplantae, Streptophyta, Magnoliopsida, Rosales, Cannabaceae. The transcript is spliced from 2 exons. The coding region runs from base 217 to 2622 and encodes 801 amino acids. Gene Ontology annotation, cellular component: membrane; exocyst.